This is a messenger RNA of Perkinsus marinus ATCC 50983, 955 nucleotides long. RefSeq lists its product as hypothetical. Lineage: Eukaryota; Perkinsozoa; Perkinsida; Perkinsidae. The record is from RefSeq and is a predicted model, not a curated record. The transcript is spliced from 10 exons. The coding region runs from base 14 to 955 and encodes 313 amino acids. Gene Ontology annotation, cellular component: membrane.
CCUAGUUCCCUGGAUGAGUUCCAUCUUGAGGGCACCCGGAGCUGGUCCGAGCACUCGUCUGCUCACACCUAUCGCUGAGGACCAAAAGCCCAAGAGUCCGACUUUCUACGAGCACCAUGAUGUCGUGAGUGGCCCCAGCUCGUCGGACUUGGCGAAAGCCCACCUAAUGAUGCUUUUCUCCCAAGCUCUCUUUGCGGGGAAUUACGUAUGCUUCAAGGCUUUCAGUCAGCACUCAGAAUACAUCUUCGGUAAGACGUCAGCGACUAUAUUCUCUCUUAUGAGAGGUGUCGUCUGCCUGGUACUCUUGCCGAUCGUCUACUACACCAGUCCUGAUCGUCACUAUCAAGGAGUACUACGAAUGAAGAAGGCUAAUAUUAAGCCUGUAUUGAUUCAGGGAUUAGCAGGAGCGGCUCGGCAGAAUAUCGUGCCUUAUGGACUGAUGUUCACAGGAGCGGCAUCAGCUGGGGUCGUACAGCCUUUCGUUCCCGUCUGCACCUGCAUGUUGGCAGUAGCAUUUGGGUUAGAGAAGGGGAAUAGAAUAAAGUACCUAUCUAUGCUCGUCGGUUGCAUAGGCGUGUUCAUCGCUGCUAAGGGUUACGAUUUCGGUGGAGUGGACUUGGGCUUUCUCAUUCUUCUAGGAGUACCCGUGACUAAAUCUAUUCAAGUAACUGGGCAGAAGGUCGCUCUCAGCACGAUGAGGCCUAUGGCGGUACCUCAUUUCGAUGCUAGGAUUCCCAGAUUCGUCUAUGGUCAAUACUUGGCGGCCCUUAAGAAAGAGCGAGAGGCGGAGCGUGCCCGUGCAAGGGAGAAUGAACGUAUACCUGAUGAGUCUCCUCAGCCUAGAGAGGAUGGUGACGUUAUGGAAGAUGGAAGGGCCAGUGAGAAUGUGCGACCCCGUCGGAAGAACAGUCGGGGUGUCGGCCUCCACUUCGCGAGUAGCGUGAGCGAUAUGUGA